Messenger RNA from Leptopilina boulardi, 2026 nucleotides. RefSeq names its product glucose dehydrogenase [FAD, quinone]-like. Bases 103 to 1869 code for a protein of 588 amino acids. Gene Ontology annotation, molecular function: flavin adenine dinucleotide binding; oxidoreductase activity, acting on CH-OH group of donors. The record is from RefSeq and is a predicted model, not a curated record. The transcript is spliced from 6 exons. Lineage: Eukaryota; Metazoa; Arthropoda; Insecta; Hymenoptera; Figitidae.
CCGUAUUAUAUAUUGUUAUACUAAAUGUGUAUAUAUUUUAUUUCAAAUAGUUGAAUUGUUAGCUUGUUUUAUGCAGAUUUAAAGAUUUAACAUCAUAUAAUAAUGUUGUCAUUUUUAUCUAAAUUAUUCAAUCCGUGCUCUUUACUUAAUACAAUUAUAAUAUCACUUUUAUUUCGAUAUUCAUCAGACGAUAAUUAUCUUAAGUUACCAAAGCUAUUUCAUCGUGAGCCACAGGAAUAUGAUUUUAUUAUUGUUGGUGCAGGAUCUGCAGGAUGUGUCGUAGCAAAUCGAUUAUCAGAAAAUAGUGAAUGGAAAGUUCUUUUAUUAGAAGAAGGCAAAGAAGAACCUUUGAUUACUGGCGUACCUAGUUAUACCACAAAACUUCAAAAAUCAAAAAUCGACUGGAAUUAUCACACACAAAAGGAUGAAAAUGCUUGUUUAAUAGGCAAUGGAUGUGCUUGGCCAAGUGGAAAAGUAAUGGGAGGAUCAAGUUCAAUAAAUAUAAUGCAAUAUGUAAGAGGCAAUAAAGAAGACUUUAAUACAUGGGCCAAAUUGGGAAAUCCUGGUUGGAGUUAUGAUGACGUACUGUCCUAUUUUAUAAAGUCAGAAAACAAUAAAGAUCCGGAUAUUGUAAAUGAAAAUCCAGAAUAUCAUGGAACGAAAGGAUAUUUAUCAGUUGAAAGAUUUCCCUAUGUGGAUCCAAAUUCAAAAAUUCUUUACGAAGCCCUUCAAGAACUUGGAUACAAACCCACGGAUAUUAAUGCCAAACAUCAAUUAGGAACAAUGAUGAUCCAAACAACAUCAAACAAUGGAUCACGUGCAAGUACAAAUAGUGCCUUCAUUCGACCAAUAAGAAACCAUAGAUCCAAUUUAUUCAUCAAAACUCAAGUAUACGUAACAAAAGUUUUAAUUGAUUCAAAGUCCAAGCGAGCCAUUGGUGUUGAAUAUGCACAUUCGAUACAUGGUCCAACGAGAAAAGUGAUGGCAAAAAAAGAAGUAAUUCUAUCAGCAGGCGUUGUUCAAUCACCAAAAUUGUUAAUGCUCUCGGGAAUAGGACCCAGUGAACAACUUGAAAAACAUCAAAUCAAUGUUAUAAAAAAUUUAUCCGUUGGACACAAUCUUCACGAUCAUGUGACAUUCGUUGGAUUAAUUGGCAAUGUUGGCAAAAAUUUAACAAAUAAACCAAAUUGUUUGAGAAAAAUAAAAGAUCUCUAUCAAUAUUUUAGUAAACAAAAUGGUCCACUUGCUUCAAUUGGUGUUGCUGGUGUUGCAGCAUUUUUUCAAACAUCUUACGAACAAACUGAAAGUACACCCGACAUACAAUUGGUAUUUUUAGCUAUUGGCGAUGUAUUAACUUAUUAUGAGAAAUUUGUAUUGGGACCAAUUUUACUAACUCCACGUAGUAGAGGUUUCAUUCGACUCAAUGACACGGAACCCAUUUGGGGAAAUCCAAUAAUCAAUCCAAGAUAUUUUGACGAUAAAAUGGACAUGAAACGUAUGAUUGAAGGAGUUCGAAUGUCUCUUAAAUUGUUUAAUACAACAGUAUUGAAAGAAAAUGGUUUUGAACUUGAUAAAACUCCAUUACAGCCAUGCAAUAAAUUGGAAUUUAAUAGCGACGUAUAUUGGGAUUGUGUUGCAAGACAAUACACACAAACAUUAUAUCAUACUGUUGGAUCAUGUAAAAUGGGACCCAAAGAAGACACUGAAGCUGUUGUUGAUGCGAAAUUACGUGUUUAUGGAAUUGAUGGAUUAAGGGUAAUCGAUGCUUCUAUUAUGCCUAAUGUUCCAAGAGGCAAUACCAAUGCUGCAACUAUUAUGAUUGGUGAGAAGGGCAGCGAUAUGAUAAUACAGAAUUGGACUUCAAAAUAAUUCUCUCACAAUAAAUUUAAAUUGUCAGUGAAUAUUUUAAUGAUUAAAUAAUUGGAAUCUAUAGCAACUUCAUUAAGAUUCACAUAAACUGAAAUUUAUAAUAUUUGAUGAAAAUUUACAUCAAAAAAUUGUAAAAAUAAAAAAUCCAAAUUCCGGA